Molecule: messenger RNA, 15535 nt
Organism: Alosa sapidissima (American shad)
Lineage: Eukaryota; Metazoa; Chordata; Actinopteri; Clupeiformes; Clupeidae
Gene: lyst
Product: lysosomal trafficking regulator
Exons: 56
Coding region: 352-12393 (4013 amino acids)
Biological process (GO): intracellular protein localization
Cellular component (GO): cytosol; membrane
Molecular function (GO): protein kinase binding
Source: RefSeq, a predicted model, not a curated record
CCUAUCUAUUUUUAACCAAUGGAAACGUCAAACAUGUUUUGUGGGCGUUCUUUUCAGCAAUUUGUGUGUUUCGCUUGUCAUGUUCACGAGUAGAUGGCUUGCAUGUAUUUCAACGAUACAACAGAAGACAGCGGACACUUGGAAUUUUGACUACCGUUAACUCGAAUGCUUAGUGCAUUCCUCCAGCAUCAGGAAUGGGUUGUGUGACUGGGAUAAGCUUUGGAGGAUUGCGUCUAUGCCAUGCAUAGUCUAUUGGAGCUGCACCAGUACCUCUCUCACAACCGUGACCGUAGAUGAGGAGUGAACUGUUGCCUUCGGUUUCUUCCCCUGGUGCCUGGAGUCAAGUCCGCCAUGGCCAGCCCACACCUGGCAAAUCUUGCCCUUGCGUGGGAAAAGUAUAUGGACUGCCGAACACAAGGAGCUGAUCUACAGGUCAGUCUACAGUGUCUGGAGGGUUUCCUCUGCCUGUUCCAUUGUGUGCGACACCUCCACGUCACAGCCUCCAAAGAUGCACUGAAGUUCUGCUUGGAUAUGAGCGGGGCCAGUAACACGCUGGCGCGGGAGUUCCUGACGGACGUGCUGCAGCUGUGCAGUACGGUGGCCCAGCGGUCGGAAACGCGGGAGGAUGAGGAGGAGGAGAGCCACAUGGUGGCGUUGGGGGAGUACCUGGUCCGAGGACGCGGCUUCCUGCUCCUCAGCACCCUGGACUCCAUCAUAGACCAGGAGCUGACCUGUCGAGAGGAGCUGCUGACCCUACUGCUGUCGCUGCUGCCACUUGUCUGGAAGAUCCCCGUGCAAGAAGAAAAGGCCCCAGAUUUCACCCUGCCUUCACUGUUGGAAGUGUUCCUUAGCCGGGAGGGCAGAACCGUCCCUCUGAAGGCUGGGCAGGAGAAGGCCGGUUCCGAUGCUCAGAACUCCGGCAAGCGUUUGUCCGGCAGUUGGAAAUCGCGUCGGUCACGGCGGACCGCCCAGCGCUACUCGGUGAGGGAUGCACGAAAGUCCCAGCUCUCCACCUCGGACUCGGAAGCUGGGAACUCUGACGACAAGGUCCCCGCUCCGGGGUCCAAGCACCGCCGGUCACACGGCUCCACACUCCGAGUUAGCUGCCAGUACCACCAAUCAGACGCCCUAAUUCCACAGCCUCAGCAGGCAGCUGUAAUCCAGCGAAACCUCAACGCCGACAGCAUGAACACGCUCGAGCGUUCGCAACCUCACCCCAGGCUCUUUGGGCCGCAGGGGCUGGACAGCGAGGUAUUGAUGGACCCCACAGCCCUCUCCAUCUUCAACCGCAUGGAGAACUCGCCCUUCGACCUCUGCCACGUCUUGCUCUCCCUGCUGGAGAAGGUGUGCAAAUUCGACAUGUCCAUAAACCACAACCCGGGCCUGGCCGUGGUGGUGGUGCCAACACUCACAGAGAUCCUCACGGAGUUUGGCGACUGCUGUGGUCCAGGAGAUGGAGGCGGUGUAGGAGGAGGAGGCGGUGGUAGUGGCGGUGGCAUCGAUGAACUGGCAGGGGGCUGGACGGAGGAGCCCAUUGCUCUGGUCCAGCGGAUGCUCCUGCGCACCAUCCUGCACUUGAUGUUCGUGGACGUCGGGCAGAGCGAGGCGCUGCCGGACAACCUGCGCCGCAGCCUGACGGACCUCCUCCGCGCCACGCUCAAGAUCCGCAGCUGCCUGGAGCGGCAGGCUGACCCUUUCGCCCCGCGCCCCAAGAAGACCCUGCAGGAGGUCCAGGAGGACUUCUCCUUCUCACGGUACCGCCACCGGGCACUGCUCCUGCCCGAGCUGCUGGAGGGGGUCCUCCAGGUGCUACUCAGUUGCCUUCAGGCCUCGACCCCCAACCCCUUCUUCUUCAGCCAGGCGCUGGAGCUAGUCCACGAGUUCGUGCAGCAUCGCGGGCUGGACCUGUUCGAGGCCACAGCUCUGAGACUGGAGGGUCUGGGCGCAGGACGGGACAGCGUCAACGUCAGCGCGGAGCUGGGCGGCGAGGCGUCGGAGAGGCUGCGGGGCCUGGUGGCCAGCAUGCUCAAGAUCCUCGGCGCCGUCAAGAAGGCCAAGUCCGAGCAGCUGCACCAGACGGUGUGCACCCGGCGCCGGCACCGCCGCUGCGAGUACUCGCACUUCCUGCACCACCACCGCGACCUCACCGGUCUGCCCGUCGCCGCCUUUAAGCAGGCCGCCCGCCGCAACCCCUUCGAGGAGGAGGCCGAUGGCGAGGUGCGCUACCCAGAGCGCUGCUGCUGCCUGGCCGCCUGCGCCCACCAGUGCCUGCGGCUGCUCCAGCGGCUCUCGCCCACCGGCCCCACCGUGCUGCAGGUGCUGGCGGGCAUGCAGGCUGUGGGCAUCUGCUGCUGCAUGGACCCUCGCUCCGUAGUGGAGCCGCUGCUCCAGGCCUUCCAGGCGCCCGGGCUCCGCAGCUACCAGUCGCACGUGCUCAGCGUCCUCAGCCGGCUCGUGCUGGAGCAGCUGGGGGGCAGCCAGCCCUCAGAGAAGGCCAAGCUGGCCUCCUGCAACAUCUGCACCCUCGACAGCAGUCAGCUGCCUGGCUUGGAGGAGACGCUGCAGAGCUGCCAACCCGAGUCCGCACCCACGGCCACUGGCGCCACCUCCCCGAACCUCUCUUACCGCUCCAAGGGCAUCCUGCCCAGCGGGGCGGCCGAGGACAUGCUGUGGAAGUGGGACGCCCUGAAGGCCUACCAGGAGCUGGUGUUUGGCGAGGACUGGCAGUUGAGCCAGCAGAUCGCCGGGCACCUGUGCCAGCUCACAUUAAGGGGCAACGCGGUGGUGCAGUGGCAACUCUACACCCAUAUCUUCAGCCCUGUGCUGCAGCGCGGGGUGGAGCUGGCACACCAUGCACAGCAGCUGGGUGUCUCCAUCACCUGUACCCAGGCAUGCACGUACCACACCCACUGUCUGCCCAUGGAGGUCCUACUCGUUUACCUGCAGACUCUACCUGUUCUUCUCAAGUCAAGUCGUGUGGUGCGAGACCUGUUCCUGAGCUGUAAUGGGCUUAACCAGGUGACGGAACUGGUGUACCUGGACGCCACGCGCUCCUGGGCCCUCAAGGUGUUUGAAGCGCUCAUCCUGUGCACCUGGGAGCAGCUGGCAGAGACAACCGCCCUGCAGGAGCGUGACCGGGCCGAGGCCCUGGAGAGAGAUGCUGUGCUGGGCCUGGUGGACGAUGUGGGGUCCCGAGACGCCGCGAGCGGAGGAGGGGACGGCCCCCAGAGCCUCAGCAAGUUCUAUGAGGGGCUGAAAGAGGCGUAUCCGAGGCGCAAAAGAGGUGGUGGCGGAUCGGCGGCGGCAGGAGCCGGGCAGCAGAGAGGCGAAGCGCAGCUCAACGCCAUCAACCUCUUCCUGUGUGUGGCCUUCCUGUGUGUGAGCAAGGAGGCCGACUCGGACCGGGACUCAGCCAACGACUCAGAGGACACGUCGGGCUACGACAGCACGGCCAGCGAGCCCCUGGGCAGCAGGCUUCCCUGCUUGUCGCCCGAGAGCGUGGCACUGCCCUCCAAGGAGCAGGUGCGCCGGGCGGCCGACGUCUGGUCCGUCUGCCGCUGGGUCUACCUGGCCAGCCCGGCCUUCCAGAGGCAGUUCUUCCGGCUGGGCGGCCUGGAGGUCUGCCUGCGGCUCAUGACAAUGGUCAUCCAGAAACUCGCCUGCAAGACCAAAGACGGAGGCAAGCCGAAGAAGAAGCGCGACGCCAAGGGCAAGGCCAGCCCGUCCCACCCUGACUCCCCAGCUCCAGCGUCCACUCCGACACCUACCCUCACACCCACCUCUACCCCGGCACCAAUCGAUCUGGAGGAGGCCGUACCACAGGAACCACUGGGCCCCCCAGAGCCUCCAGCAAGCGGGCAGGCGGACACUAAGGGCCCUGGGGCCAGGGACCCUGCCCGCAGGCUGGAGGAGGAGUGGUCUCUGCAGAGCAUCCGGCUCCUGGAGGCCCUGCUGGCCAUCUGCCUCCACAGCACCACAACCACCCUGCAGAAGAUUGAGCCUGACCUCUCCCUGCAGCUGCAGUCGGUGGAUGAGACACUGCGUGAGGUCCGGGACCAGCUCUCACGUUCGGGCGUGGUGAACUCUGACCUUGCCGUGCCACUGUUUGAUGCGCUGCUCCGUGUCUCCCUGGCCCAGGUCCGCUCCUGCCCCGACGCCCCCGAGGAGAAACCAGAGAGAGUGAGUCUCGAGUGGAGGAAAACAAAUAAGGUCCAGGCCGCUGCGGAGGUGCCUUCCUUGGGCGGCGACCUGUCUGAGGACGCAGACGAAUCCCAGGUGUGUGGGCCCCGACUGCCAGGUGAGGAGGAGGGCUACGAGGCCGACAGCGAGAGCAACCCAGAGGACUCGGCCCAGCAGGACGAAGGAGUGAAGGUGGAGGCGUCCCCGCUGGGGGAAUGUGCGUUUGGGCCGCCGGCGCUGGCCGAGGGCCCCGGCCGUGGGCUGCUGCUCUUCCCAGAGAUCUGCACCAUGGAGUUGCAGCUUCUGGCUGCCGGCUCGCCCGACCUCGACGUACUCGGCCACGUCCUGCAAAGCCUUCUGGCAGCCAUGCGCAGCAACCACCGCAACGCUGCGCUGCUCUACAAGCAGGGCGCUGUGAAAACCAUUCUCACAGGCUUCCAGAACAUCUUGAGCCAGUCGGACCCCUGCUAUGAAGAGUGCCAAUCUGUGCUGGUGGACCUCCUGGUUGCCAUGGUGAGCGAGCGGAUCACGGCUGAGGAACUGGCUCUGCUGGUUCGUCUCUUCCUGGAGAAGACACCGCCCACCGAGGUGCUGCUACGGGGCCUUCUGCAGAUCGUCCAGGCCAACAUGCGCCUGCAGCCGCUACACUUCCUCUCCUUCCCCACCGUGCUGGGCCUGCCUGCGGCCGGCGGGGCCUCCCCAGGCCUCAGGCCCAACGGGGCAGCCGGGGGGAAGGGCGUGGGUGUAGGGGUGGGCGGCUUGUGGAGGAGCAAGUCGUCCACGGGGUCGGAGGGCCGUCUGGGGCACCUGCGCGCCUCCCCCUGGCACACCGCGCCCCUGCAUCUGCCCCUGAUGGGGCAGAACUGCUGGCCUCACAUGGCAAGCGGCUUCAGCACCGCCCUCUGGAUGAAGGCACUGAGGUCGGAGGAUGAGGAGGAGAGUCCUGUAGAAAGAGGAGAGGAGUCUGCGCCGGCAUCCGAAACCCAGACAGCUGCCCCUGUGUCUGGGGAGAAAGCGACAGACGACGGCCUCUUCCACGUCUUCUCCAUGGGCUCCAAAGCCCUGAUGCUGCAGGUGUGGGCCAGCCUCUCCACCGGCGUCUUCACCUUCAGGAUCUGCAUUGACCCCAACGACGAGAUGAAGGCGGGCCUGCUGGCCCAGGCGGAGACCGGGGAGGGUCUGCUGACCCCUGGCCAGUGGCAGCACCUCAGCUUCACCUACACGCAGCAGCCCGAGGGCAAGAAGAACAUCCACGGACGCGUGGUCAUGUGGGUGUGUGGCGUCAGGAAGUGUGAGUUGUCGCUAGACUACAUGCUACCCAGGAAGUCCAGCCUGUCGUCAGACAGCAACAAGACCUAUUGCAUGCUGGGACACUGCCUGCACGCGUCGGAGGACGUGCCCAAGCCAGGUGCACGCUGGGAUAUGGGUACUAUGCUACUCUUCAAUGGGGAGCAAUUGGAGAAACGUGGACCUAAACUGGCCACAGGAGUAGGGCUUUGGAAGGGUCACCUGAGAAAAUCAGUCGCUCACAUCAGAGCACCACAGCUAUGUUCAGUUCAAGGUUCCAGAAUCGACACAGACGAAGCCUUCUAUCUGUAUGCCAGUGGGCCUGACCUCACCUCAAUCAUGCCCUGCAAGUAUGGCAAGCCCAGAGGGACAUUUUCCAAAUACGUCACACAGGAGGGUCUACAGUGUGAGCAAGUCCGGGAUUUGCUCAUGAGAAACGGUGACAUGGACACUUCACAGCUCAUGGAGAACCUGGCGGUGGUGUUUGCUCCCAGCAGCCCCGGCACAUACACCAUCUACGAGCCGGUGAUCCGUCUGAAGGGCCAGGCCAAAACUGUGGUGUCCCAGCGGCCCUUCAGCUCCAAGGAGGUGCAGAGUUCCGUGUUGGAGCCCCACGCCUUGCGAUCUCUGCAGCCCAGCCAGCCGCACGACCUUCACAGCGUUCUGCACAAGAUUGGCGGCACUGGCAACUUUGUCUUCCUCUUCGCCCGGACUGUGGAGCUGAGUGACUGUGAGAAGACCCAGGCUUUGGCCCUGCAGGUGCUCCUGUCCCUGGUCAAGUUCAACCACCACCGCACACACGAGAUGGAAUGCUACAACGGCUACUCCAUGAUUCACCAGGUCCUCAUCAAGUCCAAGUGCAUCGUGGGAUACCACAUUCUCAAGACAUUACUGGACGGCUGCUGCAGUGACGCCAUUCUGACUCUAGGGGAGGAUGGACACUUCCACCUGGAUGUGGAGUCCACCGCCAUCGUCCAGGACCUCAAACUCCUCUCCGAAAUCCUGUUGGACUGGAAGAUCUGGGCUAAGGCUCAGUGUGGUGUGUGGGAGACGCUGCUGGCUGCACUGGAGAUCCUUAUCAGAGUGCACCACCCUCACCAAAUGUUCAACAUCCGUCAGCUGCUCAAGGCUCAGGUGGUGCACCGCUUCCUUCUCACCUGUCAGGUGCUGCAGGAGCAUCGAGAUGGGCACCUGACCGCCAUCCCUCAAGAGGUGUGCCUCUCCUUCGUCAAGAUCAUCCAGGAAGUGCUGGGCUCCCCACCGGACCUGAGCCUGCUCAAGUUGGUCUACAACUUCCUCCUGGCCGUGCACCCGGCCACCAACACCUACGUCUGCCACACACCCACCAGCUUCUUCUUCUCCCUGCACAUAGAUGGCAAGCUGUACCAGGAGAAGGUCCAGUCGAUGAUGUAUCUCAGGCACUCCAGUAGUGGGGGCAAGUCAGCCUGCAGCUCUGUGGUUUCCCUUUCUCCCACCACCUUUACUGAGGGCGCGCAACACGAUGCUCCCUCUCCAGAGCACACCGCUGAGGACUCCUGCUCUCUGCGGCCUCCAAGCCUGCGUCCUUCCCCCCACUCGUCCCCGACGCUGAGCCCACGCAUGGCCUACCGCAGCCCCGGCCACGCCACCACCCCCACCCCCACCCCCACCCCCACCGGAGCCCCCGAAGCUGAGGACGGAGCCUCUAAACAGGUGCUGAGCAGCACCGAGACCCUCAAGCGCGGCGGCGCCGGAGACGAGCAGCUCCUCAGCAGCUGCGAGUCGGCCAAGACCAUCUGCGACUCGGUGGACAGCGGCGGAGCGACUGGCAUAGAGCGUCUGUGCCCCCCAUCCAUCAACGUGGAGGAGGAGGUGGACGACGACGACAACAACGAGCAGGACGAGCCGAGGCCUCAGGAGGAAGGGGCAGGUGGUGGCGGCGAGGCGGAGCACGCUGGCCUGGCAGACGGCAGCCUGAGCGCCGAGUCCGAGGACCGGUUCGACUGGGCCGGUGAGGAUGCGGCACCGCGUCGCCCCGACAGCCUCAAGGGCAUCCAGUCGUUCCAGCGCAGCCAGAGUAACCUCGCCAGUCUGGGUCUGGCCUUCCCCGCCCAGAACGGCUCGCUGGCCAUCGGCCGCUGGCCCAGUGUGGCCGACCGCACGCCGCCGCCUGACGACUGGGAGAGCUACACCUACUCACCCGGCUACGAGAGGGCACAAAGCAAGGCGGACUCCUGCAACGACAGGUCCAGCACAGAGGACUGCCUGGUGCUGGUAUGCUGUGGGCUGUACGAGCUGCUGCGGGGUGUGCUGCUGCUGCUGCCAGACCUCAUGCUGGAGGAGGUGAUGGACAAGCUCGUCCAGCCAGAGGCUCUCAUCGUGCUCGUCAACCACCCCUCCCCACUCGUCCAGCAGGGCGUCAUGAAGCUGUUGGACGCCUACUUCAGCCGCGCCUUUAAGGAGCAGAAGGAGAAGUUCCUGAAGAACCAUGGCUUCUCUCUGCUGGCCAAUCAACUGUACCUACACCAAGGCACCCAGGGCCUGCUCGAGUGCUUCCUGGAGAUGCUGUUCGGAAGGCCCGUGGGCUUAGAGGAGGAUCUGGACCUGGAGGAGAUGGAGCAGAUCUCUCCGUUCCGGAAGCGCUGCAUCAUCCCCGUGCUGGGCCUGAUUGAAAACUCCCUGUACGAGAACUCGCUGGUGCACAACGCACUGUGUGUGCUGCUGCAGCUGCUGAACGCCUGUCCCAAACUGGCCGACAUCCUGCUGGACCACGGCCUCCUCUAUGUGCUCUUCAACACGCUUUCCACGCUCAACGGCCUGGAGAAUGGGAUUUCCCCUAGUGACUACAGGCUGCUGAUGUGUGAUAUGCAGCAACUGCUGGUGGCUGUGACCAUCCAUUCCUGCAGCUCCUCGGGCUCCCAGUACUUCCGCAUCAUCGAGGACCUCAUCACUCUACUGGGCUACAUGCGGACCAGCAAGGUCCACCGCACUCAAGAAAUGGCUGUGGCCCUGCAGUUCCGCAUCCUCCAAUCAGCCAUCGAGUUCAUCAAGACGACAGCCAAUCAGGACCAGAAGCUGAGCAGCUCGGUGCAAGUGCCCACCUCCCCUCACCAUGCCAUGUACCAGAAACGCAAGAGCAUCGCUGGUUCCAUGGGGCUGAAAGACUCCAUAAUCCCCCGCAUUCCCCGCCAGCACUCCUAUGGGCAGAUCCCCCUGCCGCCCCAUUUAAGCUUCCUGACCCUGGACUCCCCGAUCCCAUCCCCCACAGGGUCUCCAGGCUAUUUCUUUCCCAGUGAUUCAGGCCGGCGGAGUUUCUCCCUGGUCCAGUCGGACUCGCUGCUGAUGCGGAUGCGCUCGGUGGCCAGUGACGAGCUGACCCAGAUGAUGCAACGACGUAUGAGCCAGGAGAACCCCAUCCGCGCCAGCGAGACCGAAUUUGUCCAGAGGCUGCAGCGGCUCGUGGUGCUCGCUGUCAACAGGCUUAUCUACCACGGUAAUGCCAACCAGGACUUCUUCGAGCUCCUGAAUUUCCCAGAAUCCCCUGAGCACCUGCCCACCACCCCCGUGUUUGGUGAGCACGCAGCCGAAGAGAACGGCUCCACCCCAACGUCGCCUUUCCCCCCCACCAACAUGAAGACCUUCCAGAAGGACAUCCUCAAGCUCAUGAUGGAAGGCAUCAAAAUCGGCCUGGGCAGCACAGGUCGUGGCAGUGCCCCACGGCAGCAGUGGCGGCGCGUCCUGUGGUCGUGCCGGGACACGUUCCGCGUGCAGAUUGGCCGGAUGCUGGUCCACUCGCUCAGCCCCGCUCGCCCGCUGGCUCAGAGGAAGGAAGCGCUGGAGUUUGUCCGGGAGCCCAGCCACCCUGAGAUCCUCCGGGAGAGCCUCAGUCCAGGCCUCGAGCACGGGCCCAAGCUGGCUCUAUAUCUGUAUGAGCUGCUGCAUGAUCACAAGGACAGCCUGAGCCGAGAGGAGCAGGCGGCUGCCAACACCUUCAUGACCUCCCUCAAGCUGUGCGGCCAUCGCUGUAUCCCCCCCAACGCCCCACCCAAACCAGACCUGCUCAAGGCCAUCAAGGAGGAGCAACUCAAGUAUGAAUCUGAAGAGAAGACCAGUAAGGGAGCAUGGGAGAAGAAGAUGACCAGCACCCAGAAGAGCCUUAUGCAGAGGCUGGAUGGCAAAUCCAAGGACAUCUCAAAGAUUGCGGCGGACAUCACGCAGAACGUGUCCCUGAGGCAGGGCAUGGAGCGCAAGAAGGUCAUCCUGCACAUCCGCGGCCUCUACAAGACCGACCUCAGCGCCAGCCGACACUGGCAGGAGCUCGUGCAGCAGCUCACCCAUGACCGGGCGGUGUGGUACGACCAGGUGUCCUAUCCCACCUCGUGGCAGCUGGACCCCACCGAGGGCCCCAACCGGGAGCGGCGGCGGCUGCAGCGCUGUUACCUCACCAUCCCCAACAAGUACCUGCUCAAGGACCGGCAGAAGCUGGAGAAUGCAGUGAGGCCGCCACUGGCGUUUCUGGCGGAGGAUAAGACCCACUCCUCAUUCUCCUCUACAGUGAAGGACAAGGCCACCAGUGAACCCAUCAGGUUUACCAGGAGGUGCAUCAGUGUUGCUCCAUCCAGAGAAACAGUGGGAGAGCUUCUACUGGGGAAGACUGGGAUGUACUUUGUAGAGGAUAACGCAGCUGAGGCCCAUGACAUUCAAACGCUGCACGGCGAGACGGAGCUGUCCUCGUUUUCGUGGACGUAUGAGGAAGUGAAGGAGGUGCACAAACGCUGGUGGCAGCUGAGGGACAACGCCACCGAGAUCUUCCUCACCAACGGCCGCACCCUGCUGCUGGCCUUCGACAACACCAAGUUCCGUGACGACGUGUACCACACCAUUCUGACGUCGGACCUGCCCAACCUGCUGGAGUACGGCAACAUCUCUGCACUCACUCAUCUCUGGGGUUCGGGCCAGAUCACCAACUUCGAGUACCUGACACACCUGAACAAGCACGCUGGACGCUCCUUCAAUGACCUCAUGCAGUACCCCGUCUUCCCCUUCAUCCUGCGUGACUACACCAGCGAGACCCUCGACCUGCACGAUUCUAACAUCUACAGGAACCUCAGCAAGCCAAUAGCCGUGCAGUCAAAGGAGAAGGAGGAUCGCUAUGUGGAUAAUUAUAAGUACCUGGAGGAGGAGUUUAAGAAGGGUGCCCGUGAGGACGACCCCAUGCCCCCAGUGCAGCCCUACCACUACGGCUCCCACUACUCCAACAGUGGCACCGUCCUCCACUUCCUCGUCAGGAUGCCCCCCUUCACCAAGAUGUUCCUGGCCUACCAAGAUCAGAGCUUCGAUAUUCCCGACCGCACAUUUCACUCAAUGAACACAACAUGGAGGCUGUCCUCCUACGAGUCCAUGACGGAUGUCAAAGAGCUCAUCCCCGAGUUCUUCUAUCUGCCAGAGUUCCUGGUCAACAGAGAAGGCUUUGACUUUGGUGUGCGUCAGAACAGCGAGCGGGUCAACCACGUGAACCUGCCGCCGUGGGCCCGGAAUGACCCACGCCUCUUCGUCCUCAUCCACCGGCAGGCUCUGGAGUCGGACCAGGUGUCCCAGACAUUGUGCCAGUGGAUCGACCUGGUGUUCGGCCUCAAGCAGAAGGGCAAGGCCGCCGUGCAUGCCAUCAACGUCUUCCACCCCGCGACGUACUUUGGCAUGGACGUGUCGGCGGUGGAGGACCCAGUGCAGCGGCGGGCGCUGGAGACCAUGAUCAAGACCUACGGGCAGACGCCUCGGCAGCUGUUCAGCACGUCGCACAUCAGCCGCGCGGCGCCCAAGCUCCUGAUGGAGGGAGAGCUGCCCGCCGCCAUGGGCCUGCUCGUCCAGCUCGCCUUCAGGGAGAACCGCGAGCAACCCAAAGAGAUCACACACCCGAGUCCGUUGCCGUGGGUGAAGGGUCUGAAGUGGGGGGAGUACGUGGGCUCCCCGAGUGCGCCGGACCCGGUGGUUUGCUUCAGCCAGCCGCACGGCGAGAGGUUCGGCUCCCUGCUCGCCCUGCCGACCCGGGCUAUCUGCGGCCUCUCCCGCAACUUCUGCCUCAUGAUGAUCUACAGCAAGGAGCAGGGCGUGAGGAGCAUGCACAGCACAGAUAUCCAGUGGUCGGCCAUCUUGAGCUGGGGCUAUGCUGACAACAUGCUGCGUCUGAAGAGCAAGCAGAGCGAGCCGCCCAUCAACUUCAUCCAGUGCUCCCCACUGCACCAGGUGACCAGCUGUGCCUGGGUAUCGGACGGGUGCCAGCUGUUCACGGGCAGCAAGUGCGGAGUCAUUAUCGCCUACAGCAACCGCUUCACCGCCACCACGCCAUCGGAGAUUGAGGUGGAGUCGCAGGUUCACCUGUACGGCCACACGGACGAGGUGACUGGUCUGUUUGUCUGCAAGCCUUACAGCGUCCUCAUCAGCGUCAGCCGAGACGGCACCUGCAUCCUCUGGGACCUCAACAGACUGUGUUAUGUCCAGAGCCUCACUGGUCACAAAAGCCCUGUCAAUGCUGUUUCCGCCAGUGAGACUACAGGUGAUAUAGCCACAGUGUGUGACUCAGUGGGUGGUGGUAGUGACCUGCGGCUAUGGACGGUGAACGGUGAUCUGAUUGGCCACGUGCACUGCAGAGAGAUCAUCUGCUCGGUGGCCUUCUCCAACCAGCCAGAGGGGGUGUCUGUGAACGUCAUCGCUGGCGGCCUGCAGAACGGAGUGGUCAGGCUGUGGAGCACGUGGGAUCUGAAGCCUGUGCGAGAAAUCACCUUUCCAAAGUCCAACAACCCCAUCAUCAGCCUGACGUUCUCGUGCGACGGUCAUCACCUGUACACGGCCAACAGCGAGGGCACAGUGAUCGCCUGGUGCCGCCGCGACCAGCAGCGCAUGAAGCUGCCUAUGUUCUACUCCUUCCUCAGCAGCUAUGCGGCAGGAUGAGAUGCCCCGCCCAUCCUAUCCUAUCCCAUCAUGCACCCUGUCUCAUCCCGUCCGCCUCUCAGGGGGACCCUGAAUGACCUCGACACCCCGACACACACUCCAUCUGUUGCCCUUCGCCGCCCCAGACAGGGAACGUGCCAGCAUGCACCAGGCCCCCAAUAUCAACAACCAAACACGACGGAACACAACACCAAACAAGGGACUGCUGAACUAAACGCAGCCACCAUAUUGAACAUAGUGUGAUGUACAUAUACUAAUAUAUAUAUAAAUAUGGCCUCUGGGCAAUCCCAGAGCAAGAUAAACAGAGGCCUUUCCUGACACGCUUUGUAAAGUUUCCUUUGAUGGGAGUUGUGUUUUGUUUGCCAGAGUUUGCCAGACGUAUUGGUUUGUGACUUGUUUGUCACUAUUGUAUUGGUAGUUUGCAGUGUUGUUUUUAAUCUGUUUCCAGUAUUUGUGUUUUUGUUUUAUUGCUGUUUGUUUUUUGUUUUGUUUUUUGUUUUCUUUUUGUGGUCUGUUGAACUGUCUCCGAUGUGGUGGUGAAGAACUCCUGACUACUGUCGUGAAAGCUGCUAGUUUCUGACCAGGCUGGGUGGGCCAGACCAAAAGGGGUGAACAGCGCCACCUGUCUGCCCCCUGCUGGCAGAUGUGGUUCGUCUGUGCCAACCCCACCCAACCCCAUCCCACCCCACCCCACCUCAACCAUCCCAGUCCUGGCUGAAGCUCAGCCCCCUGCUGUCACUGCACCUUUCUUGCCUGCUGCCAGAGCUCCGCCCAGCUGCUUAACCCCUCCAACCCUCCACCCGACCCCAGUGCUCAACACUAAAGCCUCCAGUCCUACGGCUGUCUCCCACGCUAGUCCGCAUGUCACUGAGAGACCUCCAGGCUGAAAGGCGGAGAAGGACGAGGAGAGAAGAGUGGAGACGUAGAGAGCUCCUAUGACUGUUGUUGGCACCAGCCUAGUCCAGCUUUCUUAUUUUAUUUUUCCUCUUUUGUAUUUGUGAGUGAGACUGAGCUAUUUAUGGGUAAAUGAGAAUGUUAUUUUGAGUAAUAAUUUUGAUUUCAGGAUACCUUUCCCUCAACACACACACACACACACACACACACACACACACACACACACACACAGGCAGGAAGAGAGAACAGAGCCAUCUGCACUCACCAGUGCAUUAAUGAAGAGAGAGGAGGAAGAGGGAGAGAGAGGGAGAAAGAGAGGGAGGAAAAGAUAGAGAGAGUGAGAAGGCGGGCGGAAGAAAGAAAGAGGGAGAAGGAGGAAGCUGGUUUAGCUCUGGGUAAUGAAUUAACUUGAGCGCUAGCAGCCCUUCACACACACACACACACGCGCACACACACACACACACACUCCUUCUGUCUGAGGCUUACAGGCCACUGCCGACGAAAGAUCCCAUUCAUAGGGAGGCUGCUAAGGGGGGUUAAUUCCAGAGAUUUGGUAGUUUUUCAGGUGAUGCUGGAUAUUCAUCAUGUAGGAGCUCAGCCUUGUUGCGGGCACCCCGAUGCAAACACACACACACACACACACACACACACACGCAUGCAUGCAUGCAUGCAUGCAUGCAUGCAGAGAGAGAGUAGUACAAUUAAAAUAUCCCCUUAUGUGGUGUUGCAAAAGUCAGACAGAUAUGUGCAUGGUACUUAGACCCAUGCAUUGUGUAAAAACACAUCACACUAUUUUAAGAAAGUUUUUUUUCAAGGUCUUGUGCUCCUCCUGAUCUAAAUGUUCUUUGUGUCUUGACCCAGUCCAUACUUUAAUUUGGACAAAACGGUCUCAUUGUAAUCAAGAGCUGUGGGUCCAGUGGUUACUGCAGAGAGGACAGAAUCGGAGUGUCCUGAGAAUAUGUGUGUGUGUGUACUGUAGCUCUCCAUUAUGUGGACCACCUGUCUUAAUCUAAAGUCCUAUCACAUUUACGUAUGAGAAUUUUAUUUUCAUUAUUUAACAAGUUAGUGUCUGAGCCUUCCAGUUUGCUUGUUUAGUUGUAUUUUGAUUGCAUCCAAAAAAUUGUCAUUGUAUUGGAUUGUAAUAUACCUAACUAGAAUGAGAUAUUGUCUUAAAAGUCAGGAAGGUUUACUCUUGUACUGAGAUUGCUGUCGGCCAUCAGAGUCCCAGCAUGGAAAGGCCCUUGGGUGAAACGCACAGGGUCUCCUUACAGUUCCUGGUUCCAAUUCCAACUUAGUUUGGCUGUUGGAGGUCUGAACUCGUAGAAGUAGAAUUAAACUGAGCACUAUAAAAAUGAAGACAUUCUAAGCCAUGAUCCGCUUAAAAGGUGGUUGUUUUCUACCAGCAUGACCGACUUCAAGAAGUGUUGAAUUGUUUUGUCUUUGCCUUGCUGAAUGUUUGUUACUGACAGCCUUUUAAAGAAAAAGAAAAAUACCAAGAACAUUUAUUUUGGGUAACAUUUCAGUGGUGUUGCAAAUCAUGUUUGCAGAAAGGGAAGUUAUUUCUUUGUUCUCAUGAAGAGUUCACUACCUUUGUUUUGUUUUUGAUCCCACUUUUUUGCGUUUUUGGUUAUGUUAAGUGAGGUAAUUUAACCCAUUCUAAAGCUUUGCCCAAAUCUACUGAAAUAUGAACCAGUCAUGUCGGCUCUUCCAUUAGCGUUCGAAUAGGGAUAGCGCCUUAUGUUUACAAUGUAUGCAUCUGUUUUGUGCUUUAUUUUCCUUGUGGUAACGCACACUUUCUUUCUGCCCUGUUACAUAGUCCAGCUUUUUAUCGUACGUGUACCGUGUCAGAUGCAUGAUUGUAUGACUCUUUGCAUUAUCUGAGAUGUGUUGUAGAAUGCCACUGGGUGAGACGUUGUGUAAAUCUGUUAGGAUUACGUGUGAAAGGAGGACGAAAAAAAUGCGUUUUACGGCUAAAGAACUCACAAAGGGUUUGUUCUUUUGUUUUCCUUUUUUUUAUGUUUGUUUGACUGAUAGAGCUUUACGUAAUUUAAGAUCCUUUGAUAUGUAUAGAAACUGAGUGGUCCUUGCGUUUCCAAGAAAGACGUGGACCACUUUCCUCCUACCCUGAUUGUUCUAGAGAGGGGGAAGCCUGAACGGGACAUGUAUUUCUUAUAUUUUGUAUCUAUGAACGGACAGAAGUUAUCAGUAUAUAAUAUAAAUAUAUAUAUAAAUAUGAAUAUUUAAGACA